Messenger RNA from Fraxinus pennsylvanica, 834 nucleotides. NCBI's taxonomy places the organism in Eukaryota, Viridiplantae, Streptophyta, Magnoliopsida, Lamiales, Oleaceae. The record is from the annotation of a GenBank genome assembly.
AUGAGAAAGAAGCUUGGGACCCGCUUUCCUGCUCCUCGAAUUAAAAAGAUUAUGCAAGCUGAUGAGGACAUAGGGAAGAUUGCGAUGGCUGUACCAGUUUUAGUUUCUAAAGCUUUGGAACUAUUUUUGCAAGAUCUUUGUGACAGGACUUAUGAGAUUACUCUCAAAAGGGGAGCAAAAACUGUGAAUUCUUUGCAUUUGAAGCAAUCGGUACAGAGCUUUAACGUGUUUGAUUUCCUCAAGGACACUGUAAGUAGGGUUCCCGAUUUAGGCGGUUCCGAAGCUUCUGCUGAUGAUAGAUCUGCUUCCAAAAAAAGGAGGGUCUCAGAAGACGAACAUAAUGGCAGUGAUGAUGAGUCUAAAAGAAUCCACGUGCCUGAGACUGGCCACACCAGCACUGGUGGGAGAGUUAGGGGCAGGGGCAGGGGCAGGGGUAGGGGUAGGGGCAGGGGUCGGGGCAGGGGCACUCUAGAGAGAGAAUCAAGUGCUCAGAAUGAGAAAUUUGAAGAAGAUCCCGAUGUUUCUUCCCAAAAUGAAAAUCCGGACAAUUUUGCAGGUCCUGCAGAUACUAGCAGUAAGGGUGGGAAGAAUGCAGAUAUGACAGUCAGAAAUUUUGAACUCAAUGUGGACUUAAAUGAGAAUGGGAAUUCCACGCCAGUACUGGCUGGAGGCCCUUCUAACUCAGUGACAAAUCCAGCUCUUGAAAUGAAGCAUGAAGAAAUUCACGGUUGGUCCCUUGAUGGUGUGGAAGGGAUGGCCAUUGAUCCUGUUCAACUUGCCAAUAUCAAUAGGAGGAUAGAUGAGGAAGAAGAAGAUUAUGAUGAGGAAGAAUAA